Messenger RNA from Rotaria sordida, 510 nucleotides. NCBI's taxonomy places the organism in Eukaryota, Metazoa, Rotifera, Eurotatoria, Philodinida, Philodinidae. The record is from the annotation of a GenBank genome assembly.
AUGUUUACUCAUGUUAUCCGACGUUGUUUUAUAUCUUGUCAUAUUCGACGAUCACUUUCAAUAGUUCCGAACAAUUCUACAGUACCUUCAUCGUCCAUACGUAUUUGUUGUAUUGUUGGCAGCGGUCCAGCUGCUGAACAUGAACGUGUACGUUUUAUUAGAAAUAUUCAUGUUGGUAAAACGAUUGGAUUAAAAGAAUUACAAGAAUUUUAUCAUAUUAUUGUUCUUGCUUAUGGUUCAUCUGUUGAACAUAAUUUACAUAUAUCUGCCCAUACAGUUGCUAAAAGAAUUAUCGAAGAUAUUGAACAAAGUCAUUUGACUAAUUUACAUGAGAUCAAAUCGGGAGGUGAUGGUUUAAUAGCACUUGCUAAAUCUCGUCAAAUUCGAUGUAUUUCAUAUGAAGAUUGGAAAAAACUAGAUGCACAUGAAAUAAAUCUUGGUCAUGUAAAAGGAAAACCACGUGAAAAGAUAAUCAAUAUUCAAAAAAUGCUUGAAUUAACUACAUCUUAA